AUGGUUCUUCUCAAGAGCUUCGUGCUCUCUGGCCUUGUCGCCGUCGCCGCUGCCGGCUCCGCCGUGCUCGACCUGAUCCCCGAGAACUUCGACAAGGUCGUCUUCGAGUCCGGAAAGCCCACACUCGUCGAGUUCUUCGCCCCGUGGUGUGGUCACUGCAAGACUCUUGCUCCCGUCUACGAGGAGCUCGCCCAGGUUUUCUCCAACUCAAAGGAUGUACAGAUUGCCAAGGUCGAUGCCGACGCCGAGAAGGCUCUCGGCCGCAAGUAUGGUGUUCAGGGUUUCCCCACACUCAAGUGGUUCGACGGCAAGAACAAGGAACCCAAGGACUACAAGGGCGGUCGGGACCUCGAGAGCUUGAAGCAGUUCGUCUCGGAGAACGCUGGUGUCAAGGUCAAGAGAAAGCUCGAGCUGCCAAGCGAAGUCAACUUCCUCACCGAUAAGACCUUCUCCGAGACUGUUGGUGGCGACAAGAACGUUCUGGUCGCUUUCACCGCUCCGUGGUGUGGACACUGCAAGACGCUUGCUCCGACUUGGGAGACUCUCGCCCGCGACUUCGUCAACGAGCCCGACGUCGUCAUUGCCAAGGUUGAUGCCGAAGCCGACAACAGCAAGGCCACCGCCCAGGAGCAGGGUGUCACCUCAUACCCCACCAUCAAGUACUUCCCCAAGGGCUCCAAGCAGGGCGAGCUCUACUCGGGAGGCCGUGCCGAGAAAGAUCUGAUUGAGUUCAUCAACGAGAAGGCAGGCACUCACCGUGUCGUCGGCGGUGGUCUUGACGCCACUGCUGGCACCAUUGAGGCCCUCAACAACAUUGCCAAGCAGUUUGCCGUUGAUGGCUCCAAGCUUUCUGAACUGGCUGAGGAGGCGAAGCGCGUCGCUGGCGAGCUCUCCGAACAAUCUGCCUACAAGUACGCCCAGUACUACAUCCGCGUCUUUGACAAGCUGUCUCAGAACGAGGGCUACGUGGCCAAGGAGGCGGCGCGCCUGGACGGCCUCAUCAAGAAGGGCGGCCUUGCUCCGUCCAAGCUGGACGAGCUCCAGAGCAAGUCCAACAUUCUGUCCCAGUACGUCCAGGCUGUUGUGGACAAGGUCACUGGUAAGGACGAGUUGUAA
Microdochium trichocladiopsis is the source of this 1116-nucleotide messenger RNA. RefSeq names its product thioredoxin-like protein. NCBI's taxonomy places the organism in Eukaryota, Fungi, Ascomycota, Sordariomycetes, Xylariales, Microdochiaceae. Bases 1 to 1116 code for a protein of 371 amino acids. The record is from RefSeq and is a predicted model, not a curated record. Gene Ontology annotation, biological process: protein folding. Gene Ontology annotation, molecular function: protein disulfide isomerase activity. The transcript is spliced from 2 exons. Gene Ontology annotation, cellular component: endoplasmic reticulum.